Lingula anatina is the source of this 1626-nucleotide messenger RNA. RefSeq names its product putative ammonium transporter 3. Gene Ontology annotation, molecular function: ammonium channel activity. Gene Ontology annotation, biological process: ammonium transmembrane transport; ammonium homeostasis. Gene Ontology annotation, cellular component: plasma membrane. The record is from RefSeq and is a predicted model, not a curated record. Lineage: Eukaryota; Metazoa; Brachiopoda; Lingulata; Lingulida; Lingulidae.
AUGGCGGGAUUUAACAAGACCUUAGCAGCGGACGAAAAUCUGUCAUAUUUUCGAAGAGGAAGUUUACAAGAAAUUGAGCAAAUCACCUGGGACGAUGCUACGUGGAUCCUCACCAGUUCCUUUAUUAUUUUCACGAUGCAGUCAGGGUUUGGGUUGCUUGAGUCGGGAGCAGUUCAUGGAAAGAAUGAAGUGAAUAUAAUGGUGAAAAAUGCAGUGGAUGUCAUAUUUGGCGGAAUAACAUUUUGGAUGGUGGGCUUUGGACUCGCCUUUGGCGAUGGACCCUGGGCAAACCCAUUCUGUGGAAUUGGAUAUUUCUUGGUGGAUUCGGAUGAAAGCAAAAUGGGGUGGACAUUUGCCUGGUUCACUUUCCAGAUGUCUUUUGCGACUACCUCUACAACCAUCGUUUCCGGAGCCAUGGCGGAAAGAACCAAGCUGCUUUCGUACAUUGUGUUUUCAACUUUCAAUACCUUCAUUUACUGUUUUCCGACUCACUGGUUGUGGUCUCCUGUGGGCUUCUUGCAGCAGUUGGGCGCGAUAGAUUUCGCGGGUUCUGGCGUUGUCCAUUUGGUAGGGGGAACGACCGGAUUGGUGGCAACUCUCAUGCUAAAACCGCGUAUAGGGCGUUAUGAGCCAGACUACAAAAAUGAUAUGGCUAAUCCGACAAACGCACUGCUUGGCUUGUUCAUGCUUUGGUGGGGUUGGUUAGGCUUCAACUGUGGCAGUACCUUCGGUAUAUCAGGUGGGAAAUGGAAACUAGCGGCAAGGUCUGCCGUUGUCACUGUCAAUGGAUCGGCAGGCGGGGGCGCAGUGGGCAUCUUUUUGAGCUACAUCUUUCGACAACGUAAACUUGACAUUGGCGAUCUUGUAAAUUCUGUGCUUGGUGCGUUAGUGUCAGUGACAGCUAUUUGUGGCCUUGCUCGCCCAUGGGAGGGUUUGAUAAUAGGCAUGCUAGGCGGUGGGAUAUCAGUACUGUUGCCUAAAGCCUUGGACAAGAUGAAAAUAGAUGAUCCCGUCGGUGUAGUGUCCGUCCAUGGCGUAUGCGGUGUAUGGGGACUACUUAGCGUCGGACUAUUUGUGGAUCAGGAUAAUAUCCAGAACCUUACUUACGGGAGAAAAGGUGCCUUCCGUGGAGGCGGCUUUUAUUUGCUUGGAGUACAAACAUUGGCAGCGGUUGUCAUAAUUGUCUGGAGCGCCGUAACGUCGUUUCUUCUCUUGAAGGUACUACUCAGAGUGACCGAAGAGGAAGAACUACUGGGUGCCGACUACGUGGAACAUGGCAUUGGCAGGAAGGAACUGGUCAUCACUCCGGUCCGUCAUUUUUCGACGGCAAGUAGACGCACUACGAGUGACCAGGAGUACGUCGUGCGUAGGCGUAGCGCGUUCGGUCUCAGUCGACCAAUAGAAGUGGCAGCCAUAGAAGGUGAAGUAUUCAGCUGCAUUGGCAUAGAGAAAGACAUUGCAGAGACUCAGUCACUGGAUCAAAGUUGCUCCAAGAAGGAGACCGUUUCAAAAGCACCGCUGCAAAGACAUUUUAGAAUAAGACCAAUGGUUUCGGAUGAUGACAUCUACAAUUCGUCAGAUGUCACGAACAACGAAACCGCUCGAGAAACGAGCCAUAUCAUGUAA